CGCUCCCCAACCUCGCAGAUCGAUCUCCAUUCCGCACCGCCUUGGGUGGGAGGUUCUUGGAUCCGGACUAACAAACGCCGGCCGUGUUUGGGAGGGCCUCGUUCCUAGCCUAUCUCGUCGAGAGGAUGGCGGCGGCGAGCAUGGUUGGCAUGCCCAAGAGCCCCCGGUCGGUGGCCUUCGGGACGGCUGCCUCGCCCUUCGGGGACAGGAGGAAGGCCCGGUUCUGCGUCGCGGCGUGCGGCAGGGACGACCAGCAGCCGCCCCCGUCGAUGGCCGCGGUGCCAGCGUCGCUGCGGGCGAUCCAGGCCAAGAGGAAGAUGGCGGCGCAGGCGCGUGGGGUGCCGCGGGCGACGAGCGCGGCAGGGUGCGCGGUGGCCGCGCUCGCCGCCGCGGUGGAGGCCGUGCAGGGCGCGGCGGUCGGGGGAGCCUCUGGCGCGGCGCGCGGCGCCGGGGAUGCCGUGGCGUGGGUCUUCCAGAAGGUGCACUUCGAGUCGCCCGACCUCGCCGUGGGACUGCUCGGUAUCGUCGCGUCCUGCCUCGGCACGGCUGUGGAGAUGGAGAUGGAGCGGAUGAGGGCCAAGGAGAUCGAGGAGUCGGACAGCAAGGCCAAACCCGCCGCCGCCGUCGAUGACGACGACGACAACAGCGAAGACGCGGAGGAGGCAGACGAUCUGACGAUGCUGGUGGGGAUGGAAAUGGAGAAGGAGCUCUGGGCCAGGAUCGGCAUCCAUCAUGACGACGACGAAGACAUGCCGCUGGGCGUCAACGACGACGAGCAGGAGGCCAUCGACACCGCCCGCGCCGGCAUACGGAAGGCCACGUACGAGCGGAUCAUCGCCACCUCCGAGGCCAACUCGCUCAUCCUCUCCAACUACGCUCAGCUCCUCUACGAGUUCGACAAGGAUCUCGACAGGGCGGAGGACUACUUCAAGCGUGCGGUGGCCAUCGAGCCGCCCGACGGCGAGGCGAUGCGGAGGUACGCGGUCUUCCUCUGGCAAGCCCGCGGCGACCUGGCCGGCGCGGAGGACAUGUUCACCAGCGCCAUCGACGAGGAGCCGGACAGCAGCCACCACCGGAGCAGCUACGCGUGGUUCCUCUGGAUGACCGGCGGUGUGGAGACCUGCGUCAUUGACUCCGGCAACAACGACGACACCGAAUGAAGCCGAUCGCCGGAACAAGGGCCACCCGCGCAAUCUCGAGCUAAAGACAAUUAAAGACCGACCUCGCCGGCAGGUGCCUGGCCGGCGAGGCUGCCGGCCAUUUUAGAUGGUGCAUCUAGGUAUAUAUUGCGCACUGUCGGUGAGUAGCAUCGGCCCUUGUAGGGGCCAUGUUAUACUAGGGUGCGCGUGCGAGCAUGGCAUGCAGGAGCCAAACCCAAGGGAAGGCGAAUAAUGUUGAUGUUGUCAAGCAAGCGCACAUAUAAAGUACAGUAGGGCCUCAUCAAAUCAUGUGUGGAUUUGGAAUAAAGCACGCAUGCAUCGUCAGUGAUGGCAUGCUGUUGCUGAAUUGUGAACAAUAUCUAUAUGUAAACAAAAAUAUGAAGUGCAUAAGGUUCUUCCUUUGCUGUAA
Aegilops tauschii subsp. strangulata is the source of this 1569-nucleotide messenger RNA. RefSeq lists its product as uncharacterized. The record is from RefSeq and is a predicted model, not a curated record. Lineage: Eukaryota; Viridiplantae; Streptophyta; Magnoliopsida; Poales; Poaceae. Gene Ontology annotation, molecular function: protein binding.